Messenger RNA from Micropterus salmoides (largemouth bass), 5983 nucleotides. RefSeq names its product myosin phosphatase Rho-interacting protein-like. Gene Ontology annotation, biological process: actin filament organization. Gene Ontology annotation, cellular component: actin cytoskeleton. Bases 287 to 5386 code for a protein of 1699 amino acids. The transcript has 23 exons. The record is from RefSeq and is a predicted model, not a curated record. Lineage: Eukaryota; Metazoa; Chordata; Actinopteri; Centrarchiformes; Centrarchidae. Gene Ontology annotation, molecular function: actin filament binding.
GCUUCCCUCGGUGCCGCAUGUCUCAGAGCUUGUGGCUGUAUGUUCGUCUGUUGUCCAGAUAUUGUGUGUGUGACUUUGUUAAAACUGUGUAAAGGUUGCGACCGGAUGUUGUGCGGUGCUGUCGCGUCAGAUGACACGUCCAUGACGACAGCGGUCAACAGAUCUGCGUUUGACAGAUGUUGGUUCGGGACAAACCGCUUCACUCAAUGCGGGAGUGUCGGAGGAGGAGAGCCGGUCUGUGCUUGGAUUAUUCACCGGAGGAGGAGAGAGCUACGCGGACUGAAACAUGUCCGGCGACAAGGCGACGAGUCCGUGCAACAAAUUCCAAGCCAACAUUUUUAAUAAAAGUAAAUGUCAAAACUGCUUCAAGUCCCGCGAGCUUCAUCUGUUGAACGACCAUGACAUGGAGCAGGCAAAACCCAUCUAUGGAGGCUGGCUGUGUUUGGCUCCUGAGGGGACAGAUUUUGACAACCCGAUGCAGAGGUCAAGGAAAUGGCAGCGGCGCUUCUUUGUCCUGUAUGAACACGGCAGCCUGAGCUUCGCCCUGGAUGAACUGCCGAGCACAUUGCCACAAGGCACGGUGAAUAUGAAUCUGUGCACAGAAAUCACUGAUGCAGAGCCCAGGACCAGCCAGAAAAAUGCACUCUGCAUCGUCACGCCGGAGCUGGAGAUAUUUAUUCGUGGUGACAAUAAAGAGAUCAUAAAUGGGUGGAGUGAACAGCUUGCGGUCUACCUGAGAACAAACAAGCAGAAUCAGAAGAAAAAACGCAAAGUGGAGCCUGUUGCCACCCAGGAACCCAGUCCAGCAAAGAUGGCUGCAACUGAUCCAAGUUUUCUGUCCUCGGAGAACGCUGCAGAGUCCGGCUGCAGUCGGUGGCAGGAAGACCAGCAGGGCAGGGGACCGGGUGUAACCCCCAUGUGGACUGUCGCAGACGCAGAUCCCCCCGGCCUAAACCCGACCCCUGCAGGCAACACACCUACCUACCUGUGCCCGGUCUCCAGGGACUCUCUGACCUUGGAUGGCGCUGGCAGUUUCAUCAGCCCAGUUGGCUCCUUGGACUUGGUGGCCAGUGGAAACACCGACCCCGGCAGUAACAACCAGCUGGCUGAGUCAAACAACAUCCAAACAUCCGCAAACAACAAGAACCAGAGCCAGGACAGAAGCCGUGGCAGACCAACAGAGAGGCUGCUGGGACUCGAGGCCACCGAGAAAGAGAAGAAAUUUGGAGCAACCACAUCCAGGAAGGGCAGGAAUGAUGCUCGCACCAACAAGCGAGAGAAACUCCAGUCGUGUGGAGACAUCGCCCAGCUGACCGCACCCCCACCUCAGAGAAGAUCCAGGUCUCUGGACCGCCGGGCGUCAGACACCGUCAUGACGCCAGAUUUAUUAAACUUCAAAAAAGGCUGGAUGGUCAAACUGAAUGAAAAUGAGCAGUGGAAGAAAUAUUGGUUUGUGCUGUCGACUGACAGUCUGAGGUACUACACGGACUCAAUAGCUGAGGAGGCUUCAGAUCUUAAAGGAGAAAUCGACCUGACAAAGUGUUACAACGUGUCAGAGUACCAGGUGCAGAGGAACUACGGCUUUCAGAUCCAUACCCUGAAGGGCGUCUACACAUUAUCGGCCAUGACUUCAGGUAUACGCAAGAACUGGAUCCAGGCUCUGAUGAAAAAUGUACAUCCAGCUAACGCCCCCGAUGUAGCCAGUUUACCUGGCCACCUCGGCCCCUGCAGUCCACCUGAAGCUCUGCCCAAACCAGAUGUGACUCAGGACUCUCCCAGUGCUGACGUCUUUACAGAGAGAGACCCUCAACCCAAACACAGCAGUGUGAGGGACAAACGGCGGGAAGGACGCUACAAAACCUUCGACUGGGCUGAGUUCAGGCCUCAGAACAAGCCGACUCUGGACGCAGAGCCUCAGAGGAUUAAACAUCUGUGCUCACUGGACUUGGGUGACCUGGAGAGGAGGAAGAGGCGGGAGGAGAGGAGGAGGCGGUAUGAGAGCGUGCUGGGACUCUCCCUGGGUUGGGAGGUGACUGGAGAUAAAACAGCAGAUGGCCGUGUCAGAGCACUGAGUCCAAAAUCACAGCAGAAAGUGGAGGAAGAGAUCGAAGAGUGCUGGAAGCAGGUAGAGAAGACCGUCUUCAGAUCGGUGAGGACCGUCCCGCUGUUUACAGAGGACAAAGACUCUGUUAAGAUGGAGAAGCUGCUGGACAGCUACAGGACCGGGGUGGAGGAUCUGAAGGCCCAGCUGGCAGAGUCAGAGCAUCGCAGACUGGAGCUGGAGGCUCAGCUGAGUACAGCAGGAUAUUAUCAGCAGCAGCUGGACCCUUCACCAAUUUCUGAAGCAGAUUUUUGCCCAUCGGACACGAAUGAUAAGCCAUUAAACCACACGCAAACCCUGAAAGAUACAUACAAAGAAACCAGAGAGCUCUUACAGCAGCAUGACAUAAUCAGACAGGGCAUGCAGGAGCAGCUCAGCAUUUCACCGUCUUCAUUAACGCCUCAGACUCCCAGCAUCUGGCUGCAUGACACAGAGGGCAUUUUCCAAGAGCUUGGGGAUUUGCUUACUGACACAGUAGCCACACCUUUAUUAUCCCCUGAAUCAGACAGCCAAGACUUACUUUCUGAUGGAGAAACUAUAGAGCUACAAUUGGACGUUGCAACAACCAACCACCAGAACCAGCUGGACAGAGAAGACCGUCAGCAGGUUUCCAGCUCAGAAACUAAAAUAAAUAACGGCGUAUAUAGUUCAUUAAUUCUGGAGGAGCCAACAGGGGGAGGUGACGAAUCUCUGAACGGCUGCGUAGAGCACCAUAUACCUCCGGACGAGGCCAUGCUGAGGAGGCUUUCCCAAGAGGUGGAGCUGCUAACCAGCCAGAACGAGGCUCUCAACCAGCGCAACCAGGAGAUGCUAAACCAACUGACCGAGGCAGACCGCGAGAUAGAGAGACUGAAAGCAGAGCUCAACAGCAGGUACACUGAACCCCAUCACCUCCCUGAAGUGGAACAGCUGGGACAAACAAGGGUAGACGGUGUGAAGGGGGAGCUGAGCUUGAGAAACCAGCAGCUCCUGGAGGCCAGGGCCACGAUCGCCUCCCUGGAGGAGAAUCUGAGGGAGGCAGAGGCGCUGCUGCAGCUGAAGGUCCCAGCAGAAACAGAAGAAACAGGACAGGAGAAACGCGAGAGUGCUAAGGAAGCGGAAGGACACCUGUGUUUGGAGGCUGCCGAGGCCAAGCUGACGGAGCUGGAGAAGCAGGUUGACCAAUCAGAGCUGGCCUGCAGGGAGCUCCAGACGCAGAACGCAGAGCUGAAGGAAGCUGAGAAACUUUACCUUCAAGCGGCUGCAGAGGCGGAGGCCGACAUCAGGAGGCUGAACCAAGAGUUGGAGGAGGAGAGGUUGAAAGAUGGAGAUAGCAACAGAUGUGUUUCUGGUGAAGAAAGGACCAAGCAAGUGGUAGAGGGGAUGGUCAUGAGGUUGAACGCUUUGGGGAAAAUACUGGAGGUGAUUGAGAAGUUGGAUGUUAGUUUGAGAAGAGAAGGGAAUGAGCCUGCAGUGGUGAGUCAGCUGAAGUGGGAGGAGGAGUUUUGGAGUUUGCUGCUGAACAAACUGAAGCCCUCCCAGUUUAGUGAGGAGAAACCUGUCGAAGUGCUUGUUAGUGAGGUGACAGAACGUAUGAUAGUGGAGAAACAAUUGCUGCUUUUAGGGCAUGGUCUGCUUUCUGAGACAGGUUCAUGCACAGAUGAAGGGAGGGAAGGUUUGAAAGAUCUUGAUAUUUGGAAUAUUGCAAGUGAGACGGAAACCAAAAAGGUAGAUGAAAGCAGGAUGUUUGAGUUUAAUGAGCAGCUGUGUGAGAUGGAACAUUUUAGAGUCGCCACACAGAUGAAAAUUGCUUUCCUAAACCACCUCGCCUCCUCUACCGACAAAUCUGCACAUGAAAAACUCCAGCUGAUGGCUGACAGACUCUCCGGCUCUCACUUUUCGGAGCACCCCAUGACUGAUUUCAUCCACUCUGCAGCAACUGAAGCGUUGUACUGCUGUCGUUUAAGCCGGCUUCAGUCAAAAUAUGAGAGGGAGCUCGAAGAAGCCAAACAGAAACGGCGCUCUUCUUCUCUCAUCUGCAGCAAAUGUGUCGACCUGACGGAGGAAAACGUGGAGUUGAGAGAAAGAUUGUCAAACCUAGAAGAACAACAGUUGUCAUCACUGGGCAAUAAGAUGAGCAUGUGUUGCCAGACAGAAGAGAUUUACCCACAAGGCAAAGAUGUUGAGGUACAGGUACCAGAUGAAAGUACAUUGGAUGGAAUUGAGGAAGAAAAUGUACAACAGACACCUGAAGCACCACAGGACGAGAUGGUUGGGUCCCUUGAGCUCGACUGCAUGGAAAUCCCACUUUCAUGUGUUGAUGGUCAGCUGGGAAUCCCAGAGAUGACAGGAGAAAACACAGAAGGUAGUGAUGCAACGCACGAGGAAACAGAUCUGAGCUCAGAGGUGAAGCAAGUUUUAGAGCUGAGGAGAAGAGUGAAGGAGCUAGAGGAGCAGCUGUCUGUCAUGGAGGAGGAGAUGAAAGAAGAGUCUGACGGGAACAUUAGUUCUGUUCAGGCGCAACAUGAGAAGGAGAUGGAAAAGCUGAAGGCCACGUGUGAGCGCGGCUUUGCUUCCAUGGAGGCGUCUCAUCUGAAGGUCGUAGAGGAACUACAGCGUUGUCACCAGCAGGAAGUGGAGCGCCUCCUGGUGGAGAGAGACAGACUGCUGGAGGAGGAGAGCGCUGCUACUGCAACUGCAAUCGAAGCCAUCAUGAACGCUCACCGGCUGGAGCUGGAGAAGGAGGUGCAGAAGAGACGUCGGUCAGAGAGCAGCACAGGAAACACACACCUGGAGGACAUAUACAGAACACACAGUGAGGAGCUGGCCUCCUACCAGCGGGAGCUCCAGGUUUUGUCCCAGCAGUUUUCUCUAAAGUGUCUGGAGAACGGACAUCUUGUCCAGGCUGUGGAUGCCGAGAGGAAGGCCUUGUGUCAGUGCCAGCAGGAAAACCAAGACCUGAGGACCAGAAACCAGGAGUUGAGCGGUCACCUCGCGGCAGAGAUCACCAGACUGUGUUCUCUGGCAAAGCCGGACGCCCUGCCGCUCAGUCAGAGAAUGGAUGUGUAUGAAAUGGAGAUUACGCUGCGAGUGAAGGAGUCUGAGGUGCAGUGUCUGAAGCAGGAGAUCACGUCUCUGAAGGACGAACUGCAGUCGGCACAAAAGGACAAGAGGAACGCCACGAAGAAGUGCAAGGACAUGUACACCGAGCUGAGCGUCCUGAGGGCCAAAACUGAGAGAGAGGUGGACAGACUGAGAGAAAACCUGAGGCUGGCUCAUCGCGCUCUGGACCAGACUUCACUGUGAAUUAUUAGUUUUAAAAAAAAACACAUUACAUUUGUUUUCACUGUAACAUCCUUUUAAUUUUACCCACAAUUUGUUUAAAACACAAAAAUAAGUUCCUUUCAUCACCUUUUAUUCUUCUUAGUCUUAUUUAAAUAAAUCCACAAAUGUAUCCACAAACUCACUUCACACAGCUUUUUAUUUUUGGUUUCAAAAAAAUAAUUAUGUUGUCUGUCUUUUGUGUAUUAUGUCUGUCUGGACUAAUUAUUAACAUUUGUGACUGUGAUUUAUAUUAAAUUCUAAAGUUUUUAGUUUUAAUAUUUGUAUUUACCAAAUAUCUUAAAAAACAACAACAAACAACUGGUUAUUUUGUGUACUUUUAUAUGUAUCUGUACAACCAUUUUAUUAAAGUGAUACUUUCAUCUGAUGCACGUUUUCAUCCUCAUCCUCCUCUGCUGUAUGUGUCAUUAAACUGGUCAAGUAUUUUUCAAGUAUUUAUCAAUUAAAUAAUUUAAAUUAAAGUCGUUUCUGCCUGGUAACUUUACUGGCAGAUUACACCAGCUGUAAUUUAUAUGUGUUCACUGCAGUAUUAUUAAUAAAAAGUCAAAGUGUCAGAUGAAA